This is a messenger RNA of Anguilla rostrata (American eel), 4070 nucleotides long. Its product is annotated as 5'-AMP-activated protein kinase catalytic subunit alpha-1-like. Gene Ontology annotation, biological process: protein phosphorylation; intracellular signal transduction. Bases 223 to 1902 code for a protein of 559 amino acids. The transcript is spliced from 9 exons. The record is from RefSeq and is a predicted model, not a curated record. Gene Ontology annotation, cellular component: cytoplasm. Gene Ontology annotation, molecular function: protein serine/threonine kinase activity; ATP binding. NCBI's taxonomy places the organism in Eukaryota, Metazoa, Chordata, Actinopteri, Anguilliformes, Anguillidae.
UUUUUUUUAUGUACCUUCUGCGCGAUUUUGAGCAACGAGCAGGUGAGGUGGGAGCUCAUAGGAAGUGUUGCGGGAAUGUACUGGUCACGAUAGUUUCCCCGUAAAAUGUGGCCGGCUAGUCGGCUAGUUAAGGAACUGCGUUCCACAAGAAGAAUCAUCAGGGGCUUCUAUGUAGAAAUGGGAAGAUAGCGAAAGCUUGCUACACAGGGCUUUCGUGGGAAGAUGGCGACGGAUAAGCAGAAGCAUGAAGGCAGGGUGAAAAUUGGACAUUAUAUUCUUGGAGACACACUAGGGGUAGGAACCUUUGGGAAAGUAAAGGUUGGUCAGCAUGAACUGACAAAACACCAAGUAGCCGUGAAGAUCUUGAACAGACAGAAGAUUCGCAGCCUUGAUGUCGUAGGAAAGAUUCGCAGAGAAAUUCAGAACCUAAAGCUCUUCAGACAUCCACAUAUUAUUAAACUGUAUCAGGUCAUAAGCACUCCGACAGAUAUCUUCAUGGUGAUGGAAUAUGUCUCUGGCGGUGAGCUGUUUGACUACAUCUGCAAAAACGGAAAGCUGGACGAGAAAGAGAGCAGGCGUCUGUUCCAGCAGAUCAUCUCUGCCCUGGACUACUGCCACCGGCACAUGGUGGUGCACCGGGACCUCAAGCCAGAGAACGUUCUGCUGGACGCUCAGAUGAACGCCAAGAUCGCGGAUUUUGGCUUGUCGAACAUGAUGUCAGAUGGGGAAUUUUUACGGACAAGUUGCGGCUCUCCAAACUACGCAGCCCCUGAGGUCAUCUCAGGAAGGUUAUACGCUGGUCCAGAGGUUGACAUCUGGAGCAGCGGCGUGAUUCUGUACGCCCUGCUGUGCGGCACGCUCCCGUUCGACGACGACCACGUGCCGACGCUGUUCAAGAAGAUCUGCGACGGCAUCUUCUACACGCCGCAGCACCUGAAGCCCGCCGUGAGCAGCCUCCUGAAGCGCAUGCUGCAGGUGGACCCCAUGAAGAGAGCCACCAUCAAGGACAUACGAGAGGACGAAUGGUUCCAGAAGGACCUGCCGAAGUACCUUUUCCCCGACGAGUCGAGCCACAGCUCCACCGUGAUCGACGACGAGGCCCUGAAGGAGGUGUGCGAGAAGUUCGAGUGCUCGGAGGACGAGGUCCUGACCUGCCUGUACAACCACGACCACCAGGACCCGCUGGCGGUGGCCUACCACCUGAUCAUCGACAACCGGCGCAUCAUGAACGAGGCCAAGGACUUCUACCUGGCCAGCAGCCCCCCCGAGGCCUUCCUGGACGAGCACCAGCAGCCGGCCGCCAGGCCGCACCCCGAGCGCGUGCCCUUCCUGGUCGCUGAGGUGACGCCGCGCCCGCGCCACACCCUGGACGAGCUCAACCCCCAGAAGUCCAAGCACUCCGGGGUGCGCCGGGCCAAGUGGCACCUGGGCAUCCGCAGCCAGAGCCGGCCCAACGACAUCAUGUCCGAGGUGUGCCGCGCCAUGAAGCAGCUGGACUACGACUGGAAGGUUGUGAAUCCGUAUUAUCUGCGCGUGCGGAGGAAGAAUCCGGUGACUGGAGUUCAGGCCAAGAUGAGCCUGCAGCUCUACCAGGUGGACAGCAGGACUUACCUUCUUGACUUUCGUAGCAUUGACGAUGAAGCGCCGGAGUCAAAGUCCGGCACCGCGACCCCUAACCGCUCGGGGUCUCUGGGGAGCUACCGAGCCAUCGCCAAGACGGAGAGCGCGGGGGAGGAGGCCAAGGCCGACGCCCUCGCCAAGGGUUCGGACGGCUCCGUGGCCUCCUCGCUCACCUCCUCCGUGGAUUCGGCCGGCGGCGGCGACGCCCUGACCAGAGUGGGAAGUCACACCAUAGAGUUCUUCGAGAUGUGCGCCAAUCUGAUCAAGAUGCUCGCGCGGUAACGCCUUGGCGGCGGCCCCUCUUUCUGCUGCGUUUCCAUAGCAAUAGGAGCGCGAGGGAUUCGCGGCUUGGCGCGUGCUGCUGUGGGCGGAGUAGUCCCUCUGUGGCACUGACAAGGUUUAGCCCUCUGUAACUGAGAGGUAACUCAGGGUGUGAAUGUUGCGUAUGCCGAGCCACUUUAUAAUCACAACAAGCAUUUUUACCCGAUUGCCUUUUUAAGACCGGUUGUCAUUUACAAAAAAAAAAAAAAGAAAAUGUCUAGAACACAUUUACAUUUGUGUCCCAACCAUUUUUGGUCAGGAGCGAUGCAUUGAAGUAGCAGAAUUGCCUUUGUUGGCGUCAGAUCCCUUCAUGUUCAAGAAAACGGCGAGAUUUGCCCGUGAAUGUUAGAAAAAAUAUACGCAGGAGGCACUUUUGCACCGAUUCCUUUUCCCUACUGGUCUCGUUUCCAACCUGCUUAUCUAAGUCACAGUGCACAUGUUGUGUAAUGGGCGGCACAAACUGAAAGAAAUUCAAAUAGGACCAAAUUUUGUCAAGGAGGUGUAAUACGUACUGUAUUUAUACAGAGGAUACAUGUUUCCCCCCAUUUCAUCCCAGUUUUAAGUGUAAAUAAUCAUAAAAACUAAAUAUAUUUAUCCAGACUUCAUGGGGGAAUUCUAGAUUUUAUUAAAAGAAAUAAAUUAUUGUGUGUGUAGACUUUGAAAUUGAUUGUGUGUCUGUCUUUUUUUGUAGUUUGUUAUCAUAUGGCUGGAUAUAACAAACUAUUUCGCUCCGUUGAAUUUGCACUUGGAUUUCAGUUAAACCCAAGAAGUUGCUGUAAGCGUGACUGUUGAAGCGCGAAGCCGAGUUUAUCAUUAAUGGUUAAUUACGUGAGCGUAACCGUUCAACACGCUGUUUAAUUCUCGUCUUUUUUUCUUUCUUUUUUUACACAAAGUAAAUAAAGCAAGUUUACCGUCAAUUUGUGACCAUUUAGCGUGACUGUCUUAGUGGGAGAACAGGGUGGGCGUUAUGUUUUAAGAGUGGAUUUAAUUAGAAAAUCCUGCAAAUGUAAGGAUGGGAAAGUUGCACAAGGCAUUUUUUGUGGUUAGAUGUGUUCAAUUUUUCAAUGUGGUUUAUUAACUUUUAUGGUUGAGGAAUAGGUGCGGGCUUUGACUUGGGAAUAAGAGAAUGGACACCUAUUAUUUAAUGCUGUUUUUGCCGAAAACAGGAAGCGUUGAGACCGUUCUCAACAGAAUCACUGUCCUUAAAUGGUCUUGGCCACCAUUUUAAUUAAUGAAAUUAAAUUAAUACAAUGCUGAAUGAGUGGUCAGUAGUUGUUAUGCAAGUACUCGCCAUUAAAUUGUGACAAUAUGAAGGUUUCUUCAUUAGUGUUCUCUGUUUAUUAUGUUAGAGACUCGCGCGGGCCAGUAUAUGCAUUUUAAUUACCGUAUCACCUUUAGGAGGGAAAAAAAGAAACCGUUACAGACGUUCACUCUGCUCACCCAUAAGCUUCCUCGUUAUCAAAGUUCCAUUAAUCAUUCUUUGGCAAUAGAUUGCUGUACAGUUGACCAAUGGUUUGCAAUCUGUUUAAAGUAGUACCCACAGAACUUUCUCUGUUAAAUGUAUCUGGUUCAUAAUAUGCUUGACUGUACAUUUGUUAAACUCUUGAUUGGGUUAUAAACUCAUGAAUGGUAGCAUUUUGUGUAGCUUUCCAACGGGAAACCUUUGUCAAGGGAAAGAAAGUGCUUUAAUUGUUUUGAUAUUCCCAAACUUACCAUAAAAUUAGUUUUUAGCACAUUUUUAUUAUGUUACAUAUACAUACUUUGAUUUUUAGAAAUGAUACUUCUCUCACUUUUUUAUAAGCGGUUUUCUAACAAGCUGAUUGGAGCAUAUAGGGAAGGAGGAUUUUUGCUGAUUGUUUGUUUAAACUGCACUCUGUAUGUGUGAUGCAGCAGAAGAACUUGAUAUAAGGGUUGUGGGUUUGAAACGCACUUGCGGAAACUGCUGUUCUACCUUCGGGCGACGUGUAUAUAAAUUGCUUAAGUAAAAGGAAAGUGCAAUUACAUCCAUGAGAAAGAGAAUGUGUUUGAAAUUGUAAGCACUAAUAGUUAAGAAAAGGCGAAAAGUAGUGUACUUUUUUAAUGUCUUAAUGUGCACACAAACUGCCUAAUAAACAUACAUUGCACCAAUA